GUCACCAAGCCAGUUUGGAAAUUCCAAGCUCUAUUGACACACACAGAUAUAGAUCUAAAUGUGCUCAACAAAUUAUUCCUGAAAAUCGUAUGUACGUGAAUGCGUUCUUAACUUGCGAAAUUGCGAAAUAAAAAAAAAAUUAAGCCCAAGGCCAUUUAUUGACUAACGCGACAACAUUCAAGAUUGACGCCACCUGCCGACUUAUCUGCCGUAACUAACACCUGAGGCGACAUUUAUUACUGAGGGACCCAACGUCACAUCGCUGAGGCUUCGGUCUGAGAGCAUUUCUUUCUUGUGAAGGACGUGAUGAUUGUAAUGAAGCGAUACGAUUCAACCCAUCUCUAUUAUAAAAGACUUAUUCACUCGCUGAGGGGUAAAUAAAACACCAAGAGGCUCAUCGACUUGUUUAUUUUGCAGGAUUCAACAGUUCCUUACCGCAUUAGCCAUUAGUCUAACAUGGCGAGCUUAGAGCUACGGACAUUUUGUCAAGAUUUUGAAAUGAAAGACUUCAUAGCACAAGGAACCUUUGCUAAAGUGUUCAAAUGCACGGAGCGAAAGACAGGUGAAUGUUUUGCAGUGAAGGAAUUUCAAACUGAAGAGGCUAAUUUUGACAGAGAGGUUAUAAACAACGAAGUGGACAUUUGGAGGACUUUGCAGCAUCGCAACAUUGUCUCAUUAUACAAACGCUUUUACGGAAACGGCCACAUUUGGGUGGUGUUAGAACUCGUAAACGGAAAAACGCUUUUGGACGAAAUUGUAAAUAAGAUUGUUUUCUCUGAAGAAGAAACACGAGGGAUGAUGGAACAGCUCAUUGAAAGCCUCAAGUAUCUUCACCGGAAAAGGAUUGUUCAUCGAGACAUUAAGGCAGAUAAUAUCCUUCUAGAAAAGAAGGAUGGCAAACUCGUCGUAAAACUUACAGAUUUUGGACUUGCGCGGCGACUUCCGGACGAUUGUGACGUCAUCAAAUGUACAGCGGAGGGCACGCCUCUCUAUCUUGCGCCGGAAACAAUCUUAGCGGACCCUAUCGGUCCAGCGGUUGACAUAUGGGCAUGCGGAGUAAUUCUGUUUUUAUUACUCGUGGGAUAUCCUCCAUUUUGGCACAGCGAUGAUAGGAAACUGAUGUUACUUAUUGUGGAGGGAUGUUACAGCUUGCCUGCGCGCUACUGGGACCGAGUGUCGGAUGACGCAAAAGAUCUCGUGAAACGAAUGUUGGUGGUUUAUCCUCACAAGCGAGUAACUGCUUUCAAGGCAUUGAACCAUCCGUGGAUCUCAGACUUUGAAGAAAAUGUGGACGAGGGUAUCGAAACUUUUGCAAGGAAUCUCGUUUCAAGAUAACACAUUUCUAAACAAUUUGUAAUUUUUCAUUAUAGCGUUCUUUUCCAUUUCAGUCGUUGAAUCCAUAUCAUGCAGUGUUGUUAUCCAAAUUUCGCCCGCAAGACUUGGUUGGGAAGACAGUAAGGCUGCCUUACUUUUUAAUUAAGUGUGUAAAUAGGGGAAUGAAAUUUUCAUUAAAACACAUUUUAAGAU
This is a messenger RNA of Pocillopora verrucosa, 1527 nucleotides long. Its product is annotated as calcium/calmodulin-dependent protein kinase type II subunit alpha. NCBI's taxonomy places the organism in Eukaryota, Metazoa, Cnidaria, Anthozoa, Scleractinia, Pocilloporidae. Gene Ontology annotation, biological process: protein phosphorylation. The record is from RefSeq and is a predicted model, not a curated record. Gene Ontology annotation, molecular function: protein kinase activity; ATP binding.